AUGCAGCACGCUGGCGGCAACACGGCACGGCACACCCAACAACAAACAUCUGGAAAGACGGCCCUGCUCGCGACACGGCCCAGGAAGAAGCCGCCGAGCGACCGCAAGGCGAGGAGACAGAGAAGCGAGGAAAGAGAGAAGCGAAGGCGAGCAGACGAGGAGGAGAGGAGCGCACAGGGAGGGGGGCGAGGAGGGGAGGGAGCAGCGAGGAGCGAGGAGCAGGGAGGCCCUGCGGAGCAAUUGUUGCACCCGAUCGCCCCCGGAGCAGGUGCUCCUGGGGGCGGCCUCGACGCGUGCGGCCGCAACGUGGUCUCCUCUUCGAGCCCUGCGGGGUCGUUGCUGAGGCUCUCUUUGGCAUCCCGUCGUGAGCUCACCCAGGUCCCUCGCGCGGGACACUGUAUCUUGCGAGCCGCUCGGGGCGUGCCCUGGAGCGCAGGGGGCCAGGAGCUACGGCACUCUGCGCUCCAUAUCGGGCACUUGCCUCGGCCAGAACUGUAG
Prorocentrum cordatum is the source of this 498-nucleotide messenger RNA. The record is from the annotation of a GenBank genome assembly. Lineage: Eukaryota; Dinophyceae; Prorocentrales; Prorocentraceae.